AUGAAAGACACCAGACCAGAGACUCGUGGCGACGAGAGGGGAUAUGCCAGUGGCAUGAUCCCAGAUGAGUUUGAUAUCAUCGUGUGUGGCGGAGGUAGUACAGGAUGUGUGGUGGCUGGCCGACUGGCCAAUCUGGAUCACAACCUCAAGGUCCUUCUCAUUGAAGGCGGCGAAAACAACCUCAACAACCCAUGGGUCUACCGCCCGGGCAUCUACCCGCGGAACAUGAAGCUAGACUCCAAGACGGCCUCCUUUUACGAGUCGCGUGCAUCAGAUGCUCUUGCCGGGAGAAAAGCUGUCGUGCCCUGCGCCCAUGUGCUGGGUGGUGGCUCGUCCAUCAACUUCAUGAUGUACACACGUGCCUCGGCCUCAGACUACGAUGACUUCCAAGCCAAAGGAUGGACGACCAAGGAACUGCUUCCACUCAUGAAGAAGCAUGAGACCUACCAGCGCGCCAGUCACAACCGUGAAACCCACGGCUUUGAGGGACCUAUCAAGGUAUCUUUCGGAAAUUACACUUAUCCAAUCGCCUGGGACUUCUUGAGGGCCACAGAAUCUCAAGGCAUUCCAACUGUGGAUGAUCUCCAAGAUCUUUCUUGUGGCCAUGGUGCCGAGCACUGGCUCAAAUGGAUCAACCGUGAUACUGGCCGACGUAGCGACAGUGCACACGCAUACAUCCACUCUACCCGUGCCAAGCACUCAAACCUCUAUCUGGUCUGCAACACAAAAGUGGACAAGGUCAUCAUCGAGAACGGCAAAGCGGUGGCGGUGCAAACAGUAGCCACCAAGCCUCUCUCAAGGGACCAGCUCAAGCCGCGCAUUUUCCGCGCCCGCAAGCAGAUUGUCGUGUCGUGCGGCACCCUUUCCUCGCCACUCGUCCUGCAACGCUCUGGUGUCGGUGACCCCAAGAAGCUCAAGGCCGCAGGUGUUGAGCCGAUCGUGGAUCUGCCCGGUGUUGGGCUCAACUUCCAAGAUCACUAUCUUCACUUUUCCGUGUAUCGUGCGAAGCCUGGAACCGAGUCGUUUGACGAAUUCGCCCGGGGAAACCCAAAAGUCCAGAAAGCCGUGUUCGACCAGUGGGAGAUUAAGGGAACUGGACCGCUGGCCACGAACGGAAUAGGCAAGCUCAAUGCCGGAGUCAAGAUCAGGCCAACACAGAAGGAGCUGGACGAGUUCAAAACUUGGCCUUGCAACUCUUUCCAGAAGGGCUGGGACAGCUACUUCAAGAACAAACCCGAUAAGCCAGUCAUGCACUAUUCUGUGAUUGCAGGAUGGUUCGGUGACCACAUGCUGAUGCCACCUGGAAACUUUUUUACAAUGUUCAACUUCUUAGAGUAUCCUUUCUCGCGCGGGUACACCCACAUCAAGUCGGCUGAUCCUUAUGCAGCCCCGGAUUUCGACACGGGCUUCAUGAGCGACGAGCGCGACAUGGCGCCCAUGGUGUGGGGUUACAUCAAAUCACGCGAGACAGCCAGGCGUAUGGAUGCAUACGCUGGAGAGGUCCAGAACAUGCACCCCUUCUUCAAAUAUGACUCGCCAGCCCGUGCCCACGACAUGGAUCUCGAGACCACAAAGGCUUAUGCGCUCCCGGGCAACAUCACCGCCGGACUGCAGCACGGAAGUUGGAGCAAGUUACUGCCUCCGCCCGAUAAGCAGCCCGAAAUUGAGGUGCUAAACUCUCACAAGAAGGCUGUGUAUGACGACCUCAAAUACUCAACGGAUGACAUCAAGGCUAUCGAGGAGUGGGUGAAGCGCCAUGUCGAGAGUACCUGGCACUGUUUGGGAACAUGCUCCAUGGCUCCCAAGGAGGGCAACAGCAUCGUCAAGCACGGCGUCCUCGACGAGCGCUUGAACGUUCAUGGUGUUUCCAACCUAAAGGUUGCUGACCUCAGCAUCUGCCCUGACAAUGUUGGAUGCAACACAUACUCCACAGCCCUUCUCAUCGGCGAAAAAGCUGCCAUCCUUGUUGCCGAGGAUCUUGGCUACUCUGGCGAGGCGCUUGAAAUGAAGGUGCCCGAGUACAAUGCACCUGGCGAGAUGAAGCUGCUAAGCCGCCUCUGA
Messenger RNA from Pyricularia pennisetigena, 2061 nucleotides. RefSeq lists its product as uncharacterized. NCBI's taxonomy places the organism in Eukaryota, Fungi, Ascomycota, Sordariomycetes, Magnaporthales, Pyriculariaceae. The transcript is spliced from 9 exons. The record is from RefSeq and is a predicted model, not a curated record. Bases 1 to 2061 code for a protein of 686 amino acids. Gene Ontology annotation, molecular function: flavin adenine dinucleotide binding; oxidoreductase activity, acting on CH-OH group of donors.